Molecule: messenger RNA, 828 nt
Organism: Neoarthrinium moseri
Lineage: Eukaryota; Fungi; Ascomycota; Sordariomycetes; Amphisphaeriales; Apiosporaceae
Exons: 3
Coding region: 1-828 (275 amino acids)
Biological process (GO): mycotoxin biosynthetic process
Source: RefSeq, a predicted model, not a curated record
AUGUCAGAAUCAACCCCUUUCAAGACCAAUUACGACUCGGAACACGAACCAUCACGGUAUAGCUUGGAUGAACUCCAUCGUCCGAGGGCAUCACUUCCCAAGUGGGGGACCAGAGACAUCAGCCUGCUCAUAUCUAUCAUUGGAAAUGUUCUCAUUUCCUUCACAGUUGUCAUACUAUUCCUCUCAAGGAAGACCCAGCAUCUGAGUCCAGACGGCCAUGCUCAAGAUACAGUAAACCCUCUCAUUCCACCCGGUGUCGAGCAGGAGGUGCUCAUGCCUGUAACCUACGGGUGGGCAUAUCACGCGGAAACCGUGGAGCAAAUGGACGAGGUAGAUCGCAACUGGAACUUGAUAAAUGAAGACGUUGGCGCUGUCUCCAUGCUCCACGAGGACUACGCGCGAUGGGGAGUGUCUCCCUCGACAGUUCUUGAUCCCAGUGAUCCCAGCAAGGGGAUACACAUGAUGCGAGGUUAUCAUUCCCUGCACUGCUUGAAGGUUGUCAGACACACCAUGCAGCAGCUUGUUAAGAGCGAGCCACUUGACGUGAGAUUUGGGCACUCUAUGCACUGCUUGGGUUCACUUCUACAAGACGCCAUUUGCUACGCUGAUAACUCGUUCCCUCUGCGUGGCGAGAAAAAUGAUGGCGAGUUUCAGUAUCUGCGCAAAUGCCGCAACUGGGCAGCCUUGAGCAAAUGGGCCGGUGAGCGCAUGACGUGCAUGACCACGAAGAGUGACGGCAUUCUCGAUGUGAUGCAUCAGGAUUUUGAUAACUGCACAAGGGCAGAUGGAAUCUUGAUACCAAAAUUGGCAAUUGACGUAAGGAACUGA